AUGGCCACUUCGAACCAGGGAGAAGUUGGUUUAGAGCCGGAAAGCCUGGUGUCUUCCUGGGGGCUGAAGAAAGACUAUAACCAGCGGGUAUUUGUGAACCGCAGCCUAGCCCUGGGAAAGAUCAGAUGUUUUGGAUUCGACAUGGACUACACCCUGGCUGUGUACAAAUCUCCUGAUUACGAGGCCCUGGCAUUUGAACUACUUCUGGAAAGGCUGGUCUGCGUCGGCUACCCCCACGAGAUCCUCCGCUAUGUCUAUGACCCUUCCUACCCCACCAGGGGCCUAGUGUUUGAUGUACUCUACGGCAACCUGUUGAAGGUGGACACCCAUGGGAACGUGUUGCUGGCUACUCAUGGUUUCUCCUUCCUCACUGACACUGAAAUCUGGAGUUUUUACCCCAGUAAGUUCAUUCAUCGGGAUGACAUGCAAAGAUUCCACAUUCUCAAUACUCUCUUCAACCUUCCAGAAACGUAUCUGUAUGCCUGCCUCGUGGACUUUUUUACUAACUGCUCCAGAUACAUUAACUGUGACACAGGCUACCAGCACGGGAACCUCUUCAUGUCUUUCCGUAGCCUCUUCCAGGAUGUGUCUGAUGCCAUGAACAACGUCCACCUGUCGGGCUGCCUCAAGGAGAAGACCUUGGAGAACUUGGAGAAGUAUGUGGAGAAAGAUGCCCGAAUUCCUCUCCUAUUGGGAAAGAUGAAGGAAGUUGGGAAAGUGUUUCUGGCCACCAACAGCAAUUACAACUACACCAACGCAAUCAUGACCUAUCUGUUCGACUGUGGUCAGGUGGAAGCUUUGGCUCGGCCCUGGCAAUCCUAUUUUGACCUGAUUGUGGUGGACACGCAGAAACCACGCUUCUUUGCAGAGGGGACUGUGCUGAGACAGGUCAACACGGACUCGGGAAAGCUUCGAAUUGGCACCUACACUGGACCCCACCAACACUGCGCCGUCUACUCUGGAGGUUCAUCCGAUAUUGUAUGUGAGCUGCUCGGAGUAAGGGGGAAAGACAUCCUGUACAUUGGGGACCACAUCUUUGGGGACAUCCUGAAGUCUAAGAAGCGCCAGGGCUGGCGAACCUUCCUCGUGGUGCCUGAGCUGGCCCGGGAGCUGACUGUCUGGGCCCAGGAGAAUGAGCUAUUUGAGGAGCUGCAGGAGCUGGAGGUGUCUUUGGCAGAGCUGUACCAGCACAUGGACAGGAGGAGCUGUGGGCAAGCGGACAUCAGCUCCACCAAGAGAGAGAUUCAGAGGGUGACUCGGCAGAUGGACCUUUGCUACUGCAAGAUGGGAAGCCUGUUCCGCUGCGGAUUCCGCCAGACGCUGUUUGCCAGCCAGCUGAUGCGUUAUGCGGACCUCUACUCUUCAUCCAUCCUUAACCUCCUGCAUUACCCUCUCAACUGCCUGUUCAGGGCUGCACCAGUGCUGAUGCCUCAUGAAUUCGGUGGAGCUGGAGAGGGGUACUCAGGACCCAGUGAAGGGCCAGAGGAAUAUGCCAAAUGUUCUGCAGGGAUUCAUGGAGGGCAUGGAGGGCAGUGA
Messenger RNA from Trichosurus vulpecula (common brushtail), 1536 nucleotides. RefSeq names its product 5'-nucleotidase domain containing 4 (gene NT5DC4). The record is from RefSeq and is a predicted model, not a curated record. NCBI's taxonomy places the organism in Eukaryota, Metazoa, Chordata, Mammalia, Diprotodontia, Phalangeridae. Gene Ontology annotation, molecular function: 5'-nucleotidase activity.